Kuraishia capsulata CBS 1993 is the source of this 1473-nucleotide messenger RNA. RefSeq lists its product as uncharacterized. Gene Ontology annotation, biological process: cellular response to biotic stimulus. The record is from RefSeq and is a predicted model, not a curated record. NCBI's taxonomy places the organism in Eukaryota, Fungi, Ascomycota, Pichiomycetes, Pichiales, Pichiaceae. The coding region runs from base 1 to 1473 and encodes 490 amino acids. The transcript has 2 exons.
AUGGCUUCCAAAGAAACCUCAUGUGGUGUUAGAACCACCAAUUAUCCGGCGAUCCACAAUGCGACUCUUCCGGCAGAUGGUCCAGGUAACAAACAAUUCAACAACUGGAUCAUGAUCUCGUUGAUGCUCGCAGUUCCUGCUUAUGCUACCCAUAGACUUGGUCUUGGCUUAAAAACUUUUGUGUUCCUGUUCCUGCUUUUCGUGCUGCCCAUCCUGCUCGCGUGGUGGACUGUCUUGUCGACUUACUCGCCAAGACUCAAUGAGAAGGUCAAGUUCCCCAACAGAGGAGUGGAGUACUAUUUGGAGUUCCACGAUGAGGAAUUGGCCAAGAAAUAUUCUGGCCAGAACAAGAUUCCAAUGGAGACCUUCCACAACCUUUACUUCGACGGAAAGGUCGAUUUCAAGGGUGAUGUUUUGGACGUCAUGGAGUACAGACACGAUUGGGCAACUUUCAGGUUCACUGCCAGUCUGUUCAAGUUUUUCCUGUUUGGUUUCAUCCCAGAGGUGUUGUUGCACUCCCGGUCCCAAGAUGAAGAGCAAGUCAGAGACCACUACGACCGUGGUGACGACUUCUACGGCUGGUUCCUCGGCGAACGUAUGAUCUAUACCUCUGGUUUGAUUUCCGACAAGAACAAGGCUGAGAGUCUUGAGCAGUUGCAAGACAACAAGCUCAAGGUUGUGUGCGAGAAGAUCGGCCUCAAGAAGGGUGAUUACCUGCUUGAUCUUGGCUGUGGUUGGGGAACUCUUGCUGCCUUUGCUUCUUCCCAGUACGGUGCCAACGUGACCGGUGUCACUUUGGGAAAGAACCAGACAAAAUGGGGUAAUGACCAGAUUGCCAAGUACGGCGUCUCCUCGGACCAGUCUCGUAUUGUUUGCUGCGACUACCGUGACACUCCUCUGCCUCCUCUGUCUCCCGACGGCACCCAGAAGAAGUACGACAAGAUCACUUGUCUCGAGAUGGCCGAGCACGUCGGAGUCAGAAAGUUUUCCGGUUUCUUGAGCCAGGUAUACGACAUGCUCGACGAUGACGGAGUUUUCUUUCUUCAAUAUGCGGGUCUCCGCAAGUACUGGCAAUACGAGGAUUUCAUCUGGGGACUGUUCAUGAACAAGUACAUCUUCCCUGGUGCUGAUGCCUCUACUCCUCUUGGAUUUGUCACUGACUCUUUGGAAGGUGCUGGCUUUGAGGUCGUUGCCAUUGACAACAUCGGUGUCCACUACUCCGCAACUUUGUGGAAGUGGUACCUCAACUGGGUCUCCAACAAGGAUUCUGUCAUUAACAAGUACGGUGCCAGAUGGUUCCGUAUCUGGAUCUACUUCCUUGCCUACUCCACUAUUAUUUCCAGACAAGGUUCUGCUACCUGUUUCCAGAUCACGCUCAGAAAGAACAUCAACUCCUACCACAGACUUGAGGAUCUCGAUCGCCAGGAGGGUAUCUUGGGUCCUAUGUCCAGAUUUGUCAAGUGGGCCAAAUAA